AUGGAUUCAGACGAUGGUUUCAAAAAUGAUUUUAAUACAGUAAAGGAAUUAGUAUUAGAUGAAGAAAAAAUAGUGACAUAUGUUUCUCUGAGUAAAGAUCUUUGCGUACAUGUAAACACAGGAAAAAAAAUAUUACAUGGCUUAAUUGAUAACAUACGAGAAGAAAAUCCAAAAAUUAAGCUGAAUGUCUCUUAUGUUAUAUCAGGGAUAAUUGAUGAUAACCAGGCUUGGACUACCGUUUGUUCAGAAGAUGAAUUGAAAAAGCUAAGAUUAUCCUUUAAGACAAUAUUUUUCGAGCAUAUUUAUAGCGUAAGUAAGGGCGUUACUUGUGUUGACCGAAAUGCUUAUUUGUUAUUAAAUUCAUUUGCUGAUUUAAACUUAUGUAAAGGCUUGAUCAAAAGUAAUGAAUGUAAUAAACGAACAUCUGAUGAAAUAGAAAGCUUAAAAACUAUUAGUCAGGAAUCUGUAACACUUCCUAGUGAAAACAAGCAAUUGGCAGGUGCCAAUAAAAUAAAAUUAGAAUCAAAACAACUUAAAAGUAAAGAAGUACAUAUUAUACCUUCAAAAGAAAUAGAAAAACCAGCAAUUAAAGUUAAAAAUGAAGUGAUAUCUCCCAAAAAAGAACCUAUUAAUUUUAAACCAAGUAACAAUCAUUCAAAUGGACACAAAACUCAAAAAGGAAUUGUAGGUUUCUUUAAUAAAACAAAUGGAGUAACUGCCAAAAAAACAACAAAAGAUUUAAAAAAUGGAAUUGGGGAUAUAGCAAAAGAUGAAAAUAAAGUUGAAGACCAAAAAAUGGAUGUUGAUGAUAUAGAGUCCAAAUCUGAACUUCCUUUACCAGCAAAAAAGGAAAUUAUUAAAAAAAAUAAUGUUCUCAGUCAAAUAAAGAAAAAUUCAAAAGUUGAUAAAAAGAGAAAAAGGGUGUUACAUGUGUCUGAUAGUGAUAGUGAUGCUGAAAAUGAUCCAUUUGUAGAUAAACAGGAAUUAAAUCCUGAAUCAGAUGAUGAGAUCCCACCUACACCGUCUAAUAAUAAUAUAAAAAUAACAUCAGGAAUAGUGAAUCCUAAAAAGAGACGAAAAGUUGUUGACAAAACAUAUACUGAUGAAGAUGGUUACAUUUUAACUAAAAAAGAAGAAGUAUACGAAAGUUGUUCUGAAAAUGAAGAAGAAAUCCAAAUCAAAGAAGAUAUAAAACCAAUAAAAGAAGAAAAAAAUGAUAUAUCACCCAGAGAAAAGAAAAAUGGUCCAAAACUUUCAAAGAAAAAAAUAUCUCCACCACAAAAAGGAAAACAAUCAACUCUAACUAAUUUUUUUAAAAAAAUG
Brenthis ino (lesser marbled fritillary) is the source of this 1323-nucleotide messenger RNA. The record is from the annotation of a GenBank genome assembly. NCBI's taxonomy places the organism in Eukaryota, Metazoa, Arthropoda, Insecta, Lepidoptera, Nymphalidae.